This is a messenger RNA of Anguilla anguilla (European eel), 1928 nucleotides long. It is a transcript of the gene smyd1a, whose product is annotated as SET and MYND domain containing 1a. Gene Ontology annotation, cellular component: nucleus. The transcript is spliced from 10 exons. Bases 217 to 1692 code for a protein of 491 amino acids. The record is from RefSeq and is a predicted model, not a curated record. Gene Ontology annotation, molecular function: protein binding; histone H3K4 methyltransferase activity. Lineage: Eukaryota; Metazoa; Chordata; Actinopteri; Anguilliformes; Anguillidae.
UUACGGGGCGUAGGGGUGCUGAAUGGGCAGGUGCUGGAACAGUGGGAUUUAGGAGGAGAUUCUGUGUGCAACUACAGGCCGGCCGCCACUCUCUCUUGCUCUCUCUCUCUCUCUCUCCCUCACUCUCAGUCUCUCUCUCUCUCUCUCUCUCCCUCCCUCUCUCUCUCUCUCUCUCUCUUUCUCUCCACUCCUCCUCUUCUCGCCUGGACCGCCGAAAUGACCCUCCAGAACAUGGAGAGCGUGGAGGUCUUCACCACCGAGGGGAAGGGCCGCGGGCUGAAAGCCGCCAAGGAGCUGCUGGCGGGAGAGGUGGUGUUCGCCGAGCCCAGCUUCGCCGCCGUCGUCUUCGACAGCCUGUCCCAGCAGGUGUGCCACAGCUGUUUCCGCCAGCAGCAGAAGCUGCACCGCUGUGGCCAGUGCAGGUUCGCCCAGUACUGCGACCGCACCUGCCAGAGGGCAUGCUGGGAAGAGCACAAGCAGGAGUGCGCCGCAAUCAGGACAUACGGCAAGGCGCCCAAUGAGAACGUGCGCCUCGCAGCCCGCAUUCUGUGGCGCAUGCAGAAGGAUGGGGGCGUGGCCUCGGACGCUCAGCUGACCACGCUGGAGGAGCUGGAGGACCACGUGGCGGACAUGCCCGAGGAAGACCUGAAGGAGCUGAAGAUCGACGUGCACAACUUCCUGGACUACUGGCCCCGGGGCGGCCGGCAGUACCCCGUGGACUCCAUCUCCCACAUAAUCGGCGUGAUUAACUGUAACGGGUUCACUCUGAGUGACCAGAGAGGACUGCAGGCUGUGGGUGUGGGCAUCUUCCCAAAUCUGUGCCUGGUCAACCAUGACUGCUGGCCCAACUGCACCGUCAUCCUCAACCACGGCAAUCAGACGGCUGUGAACACUUUCUGUCACUCUCAAAGGAGGAUCGAGCUCCGAGCUCUGGAGAAGAUCCCGGAGGGGCAGGAGCUGACGGUGGGGUACGUGGACUUCCUGAACGUGUCGACGGACCGGCAGAAGCUGCUGAAGCACCAGUACUUCUUCGACUGCGCCUGCGAUCACUGCACCCACCGCACCAAGGACGACCUCAUGACGGCCGCCAAGGAGUUGGACGGCCAGAAGCCCUCAGAGGAGGUGGUGAAGGAGGUGACGGAGUACAGCCUGAAAACUCUGGAGCAGAUCGAGAAAAGUCGCACCGAGGGGAACUACCAUGAGGUGGUGAAGCUGUCCAGGGAGUGCCUGGAGAAGCAGGAGCCGGUGCUGGGCGACACCCACCUGCACCACCUGCGCGUGCUGAGCGUGCUCAGCGAGGUCCUGUCCUACCUGCAGUACUUCGAGGAGGCCGCCGGCUACGCCCGCAGGAUGGUGGAGGGCUACAUGAAGCUGUACCACCCGAACAACGCCCAGCUGGGCAUGGCGACCAUGCGGGCGGGGGUGACGCACUGGCACGCCGGGCUCAUCGAGGUCGGGCACAGCAUGAUCUGCAAAGCCUACGCCAUCCUGCUGGUCACCCACGGGCCCUCCCACGCCAUCACCAAGGACCUGGAGGCCAUGCGCAUGCAGACGGAGAUGGAGCUGAGGAUGUUCCGGCAGAACGAGUACGUGUACCACACCAUGCGCGAGGCCGCGCUCAAGAACCAGCCCAUGAGCAUGAUGGCCGAGCCUGCGGUCGAGGGCAUCAAGAGCCUGUUCCGCAAGAAAUGAGCGCCCCCUGCUGGCCAAACGCUGCAGUAUUCUUCCCCCAUGCCUCGAUGCGGCAUGCCCCCACACCCACUCCCACACCCAGCUCACAGCCUGCACACACUGACAGCCAGGUGACACCUCACACCUGGGCACAGAUUUUAUCCACAUUUACUGUGUGUUAGUGCAGUACCCCACCCUCCAACAGACACACACAUAUACACAUGCACUUAAACACACACACACUCAAAUGCACACAC